AUUAAAAAAAACAAACAUACAAAAAAAAACUUACAUAGAUCACUUCUCAGCCUUUUGUCUAAGAUCAAGUGUAAAAAGCCUUAGGUAAGACAUGCACUUGCUGCAUCUUCGUCCUUCUCCAUCAUAUUAGAUCAGGUCUUAGUUACCAUUAUUGUCACCUGCUGUAAACAUUUUGAGUUUACAUUCAACUCAGUGAGUCACAAUCCUGAAAGAGAAUUCUGAUUUAAUGGGUCUCAGGUGGCAACCCACUAUGGUAUGCUUUUAAAGCUCCUAGGCCUUUCUAACAAGCAGGCAGGCAGAACUAGGGAAGCGUAGCCCCACCCUCACUGCUCUGGCAGGCCUGUCUUGGCUCCACUGAGUUUGAAGCACUGCAGGACCCAGGACCAGGCUCCAGGACUCCUCCUGACAGGUUCAGAGGGCAGGUUUGGGGGUGGAGGCGCUUCUCUCCCAUUCUCUCCUGUUCAGGUCACUGAGGCAAGCUUCACUGCUUGAGAUCCUGGCAGAGUGUUCUCUACCCACCACCUUUCUGUAGGGUGAGCUCACCCUGGAGGUUUGGGUUUUUUGAGGUUUCUUUGAAAUCCUCUCCUGGCUGGGCCCCUGGGGUCAAGAUCAGGAUUUGGGCCAGGCAGGACACGGAGUGGGGGUGGGGAACGGGCGCAGGCAGGCUGGGCCCCCAGAGCUGCACAAUAACUGCUUUGGAGGGAGGAGGAGAGCCUGGGCAGAGAGGCUUUUGUAUUUCAUGGCCUGGCGUACCCGGUUUCCAGGGCAACCAUGGACACCAAGGUUCUGUUAGAGGUGGAAGCCAAGACCAGAGGACAGCCAAUUGACAUACAGAGCCCAGCUACCUGGGCCAAUGGGAAGUGGAGGUGGGCAGUGGGGCUGGGAGGGAUCUGAGACUGAGAAGUGCAGAGAUCUGGGCGAGUUGGAGUCCCACUGGCUGUCAGGUUCAGCAGAAGCAGGACCUGUUCCCCGCAACUCCUGCUCAGAAGGUUGUAGCAGGACCCUCAUAGCUGCCAGGUCUGCAGAGGCAGGAGAGCCUGGAAAGCUGAUCACAGAUGCACCUGCUCUGAAUGGAGUUCCUCCGGACCAGGGUUCCCAGGGAGGGGUGUGGCACCUUGGGGAGGGCCAGUCCUGUGGCCCUGCUGGCUGCCCUCAAGGCCAAUGCCCUUUCUUGGCAUCCCCUGUCACUGCUUCUCCGUGUGCAGAAAUCACCAUGGACAACAGCCUCCUAGCCAUAGUUGUGGCCACCGCCUCAUCCGCAGUGUUCAUCAUGGCCAUCCUGCUGCUGCUACUGCACCAGCGUGAGCCCCAGUGCUGCCAGGUCCUCUGCACCUGCCACUUCUUCCGGAGUCCCAGCCAACAGGACUGCCCGCCUCCCUACUUCAGCACCAUGGGACAUCACGCUGAGGUCCAGCCAGUGGAAAGGAGCCAAGAGUUCCAGGGGAUACAGGGCCACGCCCACAGGGGUGAGGUAUUCUGUGUGGGGCUGCCCAGGAGCCACCAGCUGCCCCUGUGGCAGCCAGCUCGUCUGCCCAGCUAUGAGAGUGUUCGAAAGAAGGACCGGCAGCAGCAUAUUCACCAGCUGAUUGCACAGCACUUCGGGCUCUGGGCCUGCAGAGAGCUGCCACCAAGCUAUGAGGAAGCCAUAAGGUCACUGCCUGCACCAGCGCUCCGCUGUGGCUCUACUUGGCCAUCCCAGGAAGCAGCCACCUGCCCUGCUCAGAGAAGCACCACAGUGUAGGAGGGAGCAACCACCUCUGUCCUGCUCUUGCCCUUUCUCCAGGGGACUGGAAGGGAGAGCACUGAGCCUGUGGAGACAGCCCUCAUCGAUCUCCCCUGCCUAAAGACUACCCCAGCUGGGCGUUAGUACACGAUGUCCCCACACAGGGUGCCAAAGUAAACCCCACAAAUCCCAGGUCUCCUCUGCCAAGGAUCUGCAGGAGGUGGGGAAUCCAGGGUCAUGUCCUGGGAAAACAAGAUGACAUGUUCAAGACAGACCUCCAGAACUGGGAGGCUUCUCUGACCUCCAGCCCUGGAGUGUCUGCCUUCAGGGCAGAAUCGAGUCCCUGAAAGGAAGCCACUGGACCCACAAGCCCCUCUCUGGGGCUGUAGCCAAUACCACCUACCUCCAACAGCCAGGAAUGACCAUCUAAAAACUUGAUUUUCUUCCUGGCCCUCCACUCAAAGCCAAGCCUCUAAAGGUCUUGGCUGGGAUGACAAUGAAGGCCUGGCCCCAGCCCACUCUAAGCCCUCACCAAGUAUUCCUGAAGCCAGAUUCUUUAUCGUUUGAGAUAAACCAAGAACUAGAAAAGAA
Molecule: messenger RNA, 2314 nt
Organism: Cebus imitator (Panamanian white-faced capuchin)
Lineage: Eukaryota; Metazoa; Chordata; Mammalia; Primates; Cebidae
Exons: 5
Coding region: 854-1741 (295 amino acids)
Source: RefSeq, a predicted model, not a curated record